UUAUAUUGUGUUAUGGUAGCUGCGUUUGUUUUCUCAGCGUAGAGUUGACUGCGCAUUUAUAAUUUAUAUCAUACACGAAUUGAAAGCAACAAGUAACGGGUUCCAAAAUGAUAAAGUAGGAUUUUGUAUAAAUGCAAUAAGAACAACUCUGUUAAUAAGCUGUUAGCAGCAUUAAUCGGUAUAUCGAUAAGUGAAUAUCGGUCCGGUUUACUGGCAACAACUACAGGCAGUUCGCCGCUAUUCGUAUUUGUAGGCCAAACCUCCGAUUGUGAUGCAAUUGUUGUUUUAGACGAGAAAGUGAAAGUCUUUGAAAUCAUUACUCUCUAUUGACAAACAUAUUAACUUAGUUGCUAUCAAAACAACUUCACGCACUCCUCUGUGUGUGGUCAGUGGAGAACUGACGAUAACGGAGCUGGAGCUGCUGCUACUAGUGCCGCUGCUGCUGUUAGUGUAACGCGUUCCAAAAGGUCAACGACAAGAAGAACAACAGCAACAAACACGGAAAACAACACGCGAUCCAACGAGGGCCCAUGUGCACGCGACUUAAAAGUUGCGCGCGUAACUGGGCCAGGCCAGUUUAACCUAAAAGCACGCACAAUCCCAAAGUAUUCCAGAGUGAACUGAGGCAUGAAUCGCCUCACGCCCACAGGAUGGAGCAUACUGCCGUUUCGAGUCUCCACCACGACAAAAGUUGUGCUCUUCUCGCUGACAGCUGGCGUGGCAUUGAUGAGCGUCCUGUCGCGGUUUUUGCGGCGCCGGAAGCCGCCGCGUCCGAUCCGACGCCCACGAAAGUACACUGGUCGGCGUACUCGGAACAGCAUGCGAAGUCCCAACGAUCUGACUUCAGUGGCCGGAUCAAAGGCAUCAGCGCGGUCGGGCAGCCCCGUCGGCUCAACAGUCGCCUACUCGGAUCGACUGUCACUUGCGUCGGGCUCCAUUGGCGCGGGCGCACAGAAUCAGACCACGGUGGGCGGCAUUGGCGCUGGCGUGGUACCACUGUUGACGGCCCAGCAGCUGGGAGUGAUGGGCAUGGAGGCGCUGGACACAGUAAUCAACUUUUGGGAGGAUGCGCUGGCAGCACACUAUUCGCCCGGCGGUGUGCCUGCCUCGCUGACAACGGCCGAGGACUCGGAGUUCUGUCGAGAGAUACAGAAUUUGCUGGAAAUGUCGUAUACGCUGCAGGAGCAGAGCGAACUCCUGUUUCUUGAUCAGCGCUCGGUGCUCUUUCGCGAGGAACAUUCCAUAGACGAGGCCGAGGAGGAUGGAGGAGCUGCCGCCGGGGAUGGUGAUGAUGAUCGACACUCGCGCAAAUCUGGCAGCGUGCUAAGCCGCGCUGGUUCCGAUCCCAAUUUCGAUUCCGCGGAGAGCUUCGCCUCGGCCCUGGACCAAGUGGCCGAUCUUCGCGAGUUUGACGGCUUCAUUGAGACGGCGUAUGAAGAGUAUCCGCUGUUUCAGAACGCGCUCAAACAUCACGAUGAAUACACAGUGCCAUGCCGGACGAUACGCGCCGAAUUAAUGCACUGCAGCAGCGAUACCGAAUACUUGGCUAAGCUCCAUUGCGUCCGACUCGCUUUUCAAUAUCUAUUCAAGGAUGCAGCCGUGGGCCAAUGGAUCUGCGAUGCGGGCAGGCAAAUAUUGACAGAUCUGCUAUGCCUGGGCGAUAAGGACACCAAAGAGUUCCUCGUUGGCUACGAGGAUAUGGUCAACUUUCUGCAUGAGCCCAGUAACUGGCCGUGCAUCCAAAUGGAACUGGAACAGCGAAACGUCAAGGCGAUGACAUUCUACGAUAUUUGCCUUGACUUUAUCAUACUGGACUCGUUCCGGGAUUUGGAUGCGCCACCAGCCAGCGUCACAGCUGUUGUCCAAAAUCGUUGGCUUUCUAAUGGAUUCAAGGAAACGGCGCUCACGACGGCUGUCUGGUCGGUGCUGAAAGCAAAGAAGCGUAUGCUCAAAUUUCAAAAUGGAUUUAUGGCACACUUCUAUGUCAUAUCGGAGCAGAUAUCGCCGCUGAUGGCUUGGGGCUUUUUCGGUCCCAACGAGAAUCUGCGCGAUAUAUGCCACUAUUUUCGGGAGCAGUUGCUUGCAUUUUUGGCCGACAUCUACAGCUUCCAGAAAAGUCGCUUCACCACCAUCGAGGAGUUCUCGGAGGACGUGCUGAAGCACAUGCAGACGCGCGUCAACAACAUUGGCGUCAAGUUCAGUCAGUAGGAAUCGGACCAC
Messenger RNA from Drosophila novamexicana, 2220 nucleotides. RefSeq names its product mitoguardin (gene Miga). Gene Ontology annotation, biological process: mitochondrial fusion. The record is from RefSeq and is a predicted model, not a curated record. The coding region runs from base 628 to 2208 and encodes 526 amino acids. Lineage: Eukaryota; Metazoa; Arthropoda; Insecta; Diptera; Drosophilidae. The transcript has 3 exons.